Messenger RNA from Neocloeon triangulifer, 2276 nucleotides. RefSeq names its product lactosylceramide 4-alpha-galactosyltransferase-like. The record is from RefSeq and is a predicted model, not a curated record. Gene Ontology annotation, biological process: glycosphingolipid biosynthetic process. Gene Ontology annotation, molecular function: hexosyltransferase activity. The transcript has 3 exons. NCBI's taxonomy places the organism in Eukaryota, Metazoa, Arthropoda, Insecta, Ephemeroptera, Baetidae. The coding region runs from base 1495 to 2211 and encodes 238 amino acids.
AAUAAUAAUAAUUUACCCGCGCGUUGCUAUAUAGUGAGCUUCACAAAAAUACUGAUAUCUUUUUUUACUGUCGCAGUUGGCGGAAGUCAGGUGAGGCAUGACAAACCUGGGGAACGCAUUCAAAAACGAGAAAAAUCCCCAUCGCCCAGAAUGAGUAACGACAAUUUGUACACGAAAACUUUGCCCAAACUGUUCAUGAUCCUGGUGGCGUACAGUGUGUUCUUCACUUUUCUGAUCUGCAUGCACAACCUGCGAGAGUGGGCCAAGCCUCGCCGGCAAACCGUCCGAGCAGAGCGGCACUUGUUGGAUUUGACCCCUUUGAAUAAGGAUAACCGAUUUCGGAGCAAAUUCGACGGUCAUUGGAUUUUCCUCCUCGAGACGUCCGGCCGAGGAAUGCUGGACAGCAGACACGUAUGCUCGUUGGAAGCGCUUGCCAAAGCAAAUCCGAACGUGACUAUUUUCCUCGUUAUGCCCUGUCCAGUUCGCGUAAUCAACCUUGAAGAUAACGUGGCGUUGGCGCGUUUACUGGACAGUUGCGAGAGCGUUCAACUUGCCACACUUGAUGCGAAGAAAAUUCUCAAAGAUUUGCCACUGGAAAAUAUUUCCCAAACCGAGAUACUCCAGUCGAACACCUAUAAGCAGCGCACGAGCGACCUUUUACGCUUGGCCCUGAUCUGGACUUUUGGUGGGACUUACAUGGAUCUGGACGUGAUCACGCUCAGGAAUUUGUCGCCCCUUCUCCAAACUGAAAAUUUUCUGGCGGCCGAAUCUUCCUCCAGCAUCAACAGCUUCGUUAUGAAAUUUCGAAAAGGCCACCCUCUCGUGAUGAAGUUGAUGGAAAGGGUGCGAGAAAGUUAUCAACCUGUCGACAACUCAACUGCGCCCUGGGCCUUCAGCUCGGCCGUCGCCAACACCUUCAAUAUUUCCGUCCAAGAAGCGAUCGCAAGAGGAAAUGUUUCUGACGUGCAAAUUUUUAACUCAUCAGUGUUUAGUCCGGUUAAAUAUGGAGAUUUCGAGGACGUUUUUGACGAUAGCAAAUCAAUUUUGGCGGAUAAAAUAAUUUCGGGUAGCUUCGGGCUUCAUUUUUGGAGUAAAAUGGCCAAAAGGUUUCAAAUAAAACCCAAUUCGACGGCGCCAUUUUCAAUAAUAGCCAAACAGUUCUGCCCUAAAACUUUUGAAAUUCUUGCAUCUGGCUAAGAUUUACUUUAAAAAUUAGGUGAAAAUCAUUUUUAUUUUUUUUUUUUUUUUUAAUUUUCCACUUUACAGUAAUUGCUAUAAUAAACGUAAUAAACCAAUGAAAAACUUUCUAAUCGACUGAUUUUUAUGAGUUUUUGUGUAAUAAGAUUAGGUUUGCAUGAUAAAACGAAUAUAUUAUAGUGAGAGUAACAAGUAAUGUUGCAUGCUGCAGAAAACGUCAUGCUACACCCCCAAUAGCUGUAUAAAACGCAGGUUCUUUUCAAUAUUCUGCUAGUUUUAAAAACUCGGCAAGACACGAUGGAGCGGAUAAUACUUCUUCCCAUAAUACAACUUUUCAACUUGAAGCUAUUGAUUCUACUCACAGUGCAGCUUUCCUUUACUUUGUGUCACCUGAAUUUGGCCCCUGCUCAGCCUCCCGCCUUCAAAUUCAACCCGACGUCCUACGCGACAGUCUUUACCGGCCCCGCGCCAACCUCCCGCUUGAUUUUCCACCCUCGACCUCAACCAGACGCACACCACACCCUUUGGCCUCCCAAGCAAGUUCCUCGGCAGUGGCCUUUGCACCACCCCACGGCGCCUCCUCCUGUUCUUGUACCGCACCACCCCCCACCCCAUCUGGUAGUCCACCAUCACCACCACAUCAUUCACGAGAAGAAAAUUGUGCGAACGGUCGAGCCGACCCUUCCAAAGACACCAAAGCCUCCGAGGGUGGCAUCAACCAGCACCUCGACUUCCUCCUCUUCGACGACCUCAACUACUACGACGACCUCAACGACCCCUAGAACGCCGCGGGUGACUUCAACGACGGAAGCUGCUCAGAUUAUUCAGAGAAAGUCGAUGGUUGAUAAAGAGGAAGAGGAGGGUAGUGGAGACGGACCCCUUAGCGAGGAGGAAAGUAGGGGUAGUUGGGAGGGAAGAAAGAGCAAGAACGAAAGCUCCUGGUCUGACGAGGAAUCGGACGAAUUUUUCCACUACGGUUUCAGAGAUUUUCAUUUGGGUCAUUACAAGAAAUAAUUUGAAAUAAAUGUUAAUUCAGGAUAUAAGAGCAAUUACAAUUAUUUGAACUAAAAGAGAUAAAC